AUGAGGGCUACAUCACGAACGCUACUGGCGGCUGCAGCCAGACCCUGCAGCAGGCCCCAGCUCCAUGGUCGCCGUCCGUUCCAGACAAGACUGUUGAGCAGCAAAGUUCAUGCCCAUUGCAGCGGUCUGGGUGGGAUCCUCAAGAUCUCUGACGAGGUUCGGGAUGCAUUGGAAUCGAACCGCCCCGUAGUAGCCCUGGAGUCUACGAUAUACACCCAUGGAGCCAUUGCACGUAGCGAGCUUGGGCUAGAGGAUAUCGUCCGCCAGAACGGAGGCACUCCUGCCGUCAUUGGAGUCUUGGCUGGCGUGCCUACAGUCGGCCUGACAGAUGUCGAGGUCGAACGCAUGAUAUCAGAGGGCGCCAACAAAGUCUCCCGACGAGACCUUGCAUACCUGGCUGGGUUGGGCAUGACUGGCCGACCGAUCCAUGGAGGAACUACCAUCGCAGGGACGAUGCUUCUCGCAAGGCUGGCAGGUAUCAAGGUCUUCGGCACUGGUGGUCUAGGCGGAGUCCAUCGCGGCUGGGAGUCGACAAUGGACAUCUCGGCCGACCUGACCGAGCUAGGUAGAACGCGAGUGGCAGUGAUUUGCAGUGGCAGCAAGGGAUUCCUUGACAUUGCCACAACUCUUGAGUACCUGGAAACGCAGGGUGUCCUCGUCUCCACCUUUGCCGACGGCCGCACCGGCAAGGUUGACUUUCCAGCUUUCUGGGCCCGGGAGAGCGGGAUCAAGAGCCCGUCCGUCGUCGACUCGGAGGCGGAAGCGGCCGCCAUUAUCCUUGCACAGGAGAGAUUGGGGAUAGAGACCGGAAUCGUGUUUGCAAACCCCAUCCCUGAACAGCAUCAGAUUCCGCGAGAGGAGAUGGAUGCUGUGAUCAAGCAGGCAGUCUCGGACGCUGCAGAGCAGGGCUUCACGGGAUCCCAAAAUACUCCCUUCAUACUUGGCCAGAUCCGGAAGCUAACGGACGGUCGGAGCGUGCCUGCGAAUGUGGCCUUGAUUCAAUCAAACGUUGAAAGGGCCACUAAAAUCUCCGUUGAGCUGUCCAAGCUCUCAGAGGGUUCUUCAACGACUAAAAUCUUUCCCGCAAGCAAUACUGUAAACACUCAAGUAGAUUCAAAAGCUGGUCAAAAAACUGUCAGCAAGGUAGAGACCCAUUCCAAAGUUGACGUGUUAGUUGCUGGAUCAAUCGCUCUCGAUCUGAGCUGUGACUUUGUUCCUGGUUCAGCAUCCCAGACCUCGCCUGCAAUGCAGACAUCAAAUCCUUCAAUUGUCACACAGACUGUUGGAGGCGUUGGACACAACGUUGCUCUGGCUGCUCACCGAGUGGAUCGCAACGUGAAAGUCCGGCUGUGUAGCUUGGUUGGAGACGACUUCGCCGGAGCAACGGUUCUUUCCAAGUUAGAAUCCUCUGGGAUGGACACAUCAUGCAUCCGGCAACUGGGACAAGAAUAUCACUCGGCACGUACGGCACAAUAUGUGGCCGUCAACGGCGCGGACAAAAACCUUGUUCUCGCUAUGGCCGACAUGGGCAUACUCACUAGUCAUUCGUUUCAAAAGUACUGGGAUUCGGCUGUUGCUGCCUCGCGCCCUUCAUGGCUGGUUGUGGACGGUAACUGGAGUGAGGCUGACAUCCACGAGGGAUGGAUACGAUCUGGGCGCCAGCAUGGGGCCAAGAUCGCCUUCGAGCCGGUGUCCGUGGCCAAGUCUGCCCGGCUGUUCCCUCGCCUGAGUUCGGCGGCGAGAAGCAACCACGGUGGGCUCCUGCAUCCUUCCCCUCUCGUGGAUCUAGCUACACCAAACAUCCAUGAACUGGCAGCCAUGUACAACGCGGCCAAGGAACAUGGAUACUUUGACGACCUUAGCUGGUUCAGCAUGAUCGAUGCCCUCGGCAUGAGGGGAGCACGCGAUCGCUUUGUGCGUCUCACAUCUGCUGCUCUUACCGACGCUGGAGUGCCGCAACAGAUAAUUCACCUGCUUCCUUAUGUGCCAUGCCUCCUGACAAAACUCGGCGAGAAGGGCGUGCUUUUGUCCAUGCUACUUUCACCCGACGACCCCCGAGUUCGAUCGAUCGAGGCAGAUCCUUACAUCUUAGUCAGGGCUACGGGAGACCAUCCUCACGUCGGCGCCGUGUACAUGCGCCUAUUCCCGGCCGCCGAGGACGUGAGAGACGUGGUUUCGGUGAAUGGAGUCGGUGAUACCUUCUGCGGAACACUGAUCGCGGGACUGGCUCGCGGAGCAAAGGUCGAGAACCUCAUUGAUGUCGCUCAGAAGGCUGCCGUCUUGACGCUGAGAAGUCACCAGUCGGUGAGCGACGAGAUAGGCAAGUUGGAACGGCGGGGUGCCCCACCUAAUCCUGUCACUUCGCAAAGUGACAGCGGCGAGCCGGUAUACCUAACAGACGAGAUGGGUCCCAAAAAUCGCAACAAUGUCGAGUCUUCCGACGAUGAUGACUUUUCAAACGACGACUUCGCCAGCUUCGACGACGACAACGCCGGGUCAGAGGUGAACUUUCAGGUUCGCGACAAGGACUCGGACGAGGAGGAGCUCGAGAGGCUUGUCCUCGGCGACACUACGACUUUCAGAUCACGUUUGUUUGAGGAUGACGACUUUCUUCCCGCUCAGACCGGCUCAAAGGACUUGCAAUUGGCGGAGAAUCAGUCGUUAAAAGCCACCGGGAAUGAAGCCAUCGACGACUCGGCCCUGUUCUUCUUUGCUACAGAGAAGGAGCCUGUCGCUGGGAGCCAACAACUCGUUCCUGCUUCUUCUGGCAAUAAGUCGAGUGACCCGACCGCCGGAGACGAUGCGCCGGCGUGGGAGGACAGCGACGACGAGAAACUGUCCAUUUCGCUUGCUGGCGCCAGCAGGCUGCGGAAACUGCGGUUGACAGAAGGGGAGGAUAUUGUGAGUGGCGCCGAGUAUUCCAGGCGGCUGCGCCAGCAAUAUCUCCGGUUGAACCCGCAGCCCUCGUGGGUGAAGAAUGCAGCCGGAAGGGAACCGAAGCGGCGACGCAGGUCGUCAGCAUCCUCGGGCUCCGACAGCGACAGCGGCUCGGAUGAUGAAGAUUUCGGCACCGCUAUGCCUCUGGAGGAAUUUCUCCGAGACGUCAGCGCUCUUACAGACGGCGGCUCACGGAAGAGAAGGAAAUUGCGACCCGAGACUAUCAACAUUCAAAAGACGCGCGACAUACCAGACGUCCACAAAGGGCCCGUCGAGUCACUCUCUUUCCACCCAAAACAUCCCGUCCUCCUAUCAUCCAGCACAUCCUCGAUGCUUCAUCUUCAUCACAUAUCGCCAGCUGCGCACCCUACUCCGAACCCACUCCUAACCUCGGUGCAGGUGCAAAACACACCAAUCAGGAAGGCCGAGUUUCUCUACCCUUCGGGCGAGCAAAUCGUCUUUGCAGGUAGACGGCGUUUCUUUCAUUCUUGGAACAUAUCGACAGGGCAGGUCACCAAGGUCAGCAGGAUACACGGUCAUCGCCUAGAACAGAAGUCGGUAGAGCGCUUCAAGUUGAGCCCAUGUGGCCGCUACAUGGCCAUAGUAGGAACGGAUAAGAAGGGGGGUGGCAUGCUCAAUAUCAUGCGUGUCGGCACCAUGCAAUGGAUUGCUCAGGCGCGGAUGGAUGGACGUCAUGGCAUCGCAGACUUUUGCUGGUGGAGGACUGGCGAGGGUGUGACUAUAUUGGGAAGGGACGGGCAAGUUGGAGAGUGGAACCUGGAGGCAAAGAGGUUCGUCGGCAUCUGGAGAGAUUCUGGUUCUACAGGCGGGACGGUGCUUGCUCUUGGUGGCCGCGAUGGACCAAGCGAGCUGGGCGAGGAUCGCUGGGUGGCCGUCGGCUCCAACGUCGGUAUCCUGCAGGUAUACAACAGAGACGACCUCGUUGUGAGACCUGGAGUCGGUCAGGAAUCUGAGGUGACGGUUAAGGAGACCCCAGAACCGACCCGCGCGUUUGAGUCGUUGACAACGGCUAUAUCCGUGGUCACGUUUUCCCCCGACGCCCAGCUCCUGGCCUUCGGAAGCGUCCACAAGAAGGACGCGCUCAGACUGGCGCACAUCCCGAGCUGCACGCUGUACCGCAACUGGCCUACAUCAGAGACACCGUUUGGCAGGAUCACGGCGGUGGCGUUCGGGACGCAGAGCGAUCUGAUUGCCGUUGGAAACGACAAGGGAAAGAUUCGCCUAUGGGAGAUCAGGAGCUAG
Pyricularia pennisetigena is the source of this 4200-nucleotide messenger RNA. RefSeq lists its product as uncharacterized. The transcript is spliced from 8 exons. Gene Ontology annotation, molecular function: pseudouridylate synthase activity; protein binding. The record is from RefSeq and is a predicted model, not a curated record. The coding region runs from base 1 to 4200 and encodes 1399 amino acids. Lineage: Eukaryota; Fungi; Ascomycota; Sordariomycetes; Magnaporthales; Pyriculariaceae.